Yamadazyma tenuis ATCC 10573 is the source of this 771-nucleotide messenger RNA. RefSeq lists its product as uncharacterized. The record is from RefSeq and is a predicted model, not a curated record. NCBI's taxonomy places the organism in Eukaryota, Fungi, Ascomycota, Pichiomycetes, Serinales, Debaryomycetaceae.
AUCAAUAUACACCUUACUGGGGCAAUGUUUUCUAGAAGUAUAAGGGACGCUUCAAAGAGACAGGUGAAGCUCUUGCGGAGAUAUAACCAUCACGACCAUGGCCACCAUGAGCCUGUCAAGGAAACCGAAAUCAAUUUGGCCAAGGUGUUUGGCAUUGCUGUGUUGGGAGGUGUUUCAUUGAUCUUUUAUAAAAACUAUAAAGCUGGUAAUGACCCCAUCGUUCGUACCAAGUUGUACAACGAGGUGGAAGAAAGACCCAACUUGAGAAACGAAAACUACUUGAAGAGAUACCAGACGUCUUUCAUCAAAGGAUAUAUUAGAGAUAAAGGUGGUGUUGGACAGAAACAAUACAACAGAAUGGCAGAGGGAGCUUUACCAGUGAAUUUGAUACCUACCCAUUCAACAGACGGUAACCAGUUUGGUUCUGGUAUCAAGUUGGGAGAGUUGGGUCCAAGAAGGGAGAAUAUCCAAUAUUUCAGUCCGUUGAAGUAAACACCCGUAUGUGAAUUACAUUUACGUUGCAUAUUUAUUUAAUCAUGAUAUCUGUUAUGGUAGAGAAUAAACAUUAGAACAAACUGGGAAGUGGCACAAGUGAGUGAUGUAGUGAUAUACUUUGCUUGAACCUGGAGAGUGUGAUCCAUGUAUGUAUUGCUGUACUUUGUUUAAGUUUCACCGGAUAUUAGAACCGCAAGGAAAGGCGCUGCCUUUGGGGUAGGCUGGAAGAACGUCAUUUCCGAAGUGUAACUCGCAAUGGCUCAUACUUCUAUUAGC